AUGCAGAAUGGAGAUCACGCCGAGGACGACGUAGGUGGCCGGCCGAGCGGAUACGUCCCGAGCGGAGCGACUGGAACGACUGCGGUCAGAGAGCAGCUGGCUGCAGUAAAGAAGGAGUUGGACUUCAUCUCGCAGCAGCUGCGAGGACCAGGUGGACAAGUUCAGAGAAUAGAUCUCCAGGAAGUUGAACGUCUGGUGAAGCACCUUGAGGUCGAUCGAGGUGAGCUUGCCAAGCGCUGCCAGCGACUGGCGGAAGAGAACCAGGACUUGAUGGAGGCAAACCGUCACUUGGAGGUGGAUCUGUCUGCAGCUCGGCGUGAGCUGGACGAUGUCAGAAGGCAGCUUCGACAUCAGCAGAUCGACAUUCAAUUGAAAGGCACCUCCGAGCGGCAGGAUGCAGAGUCUGAGCAGCCAUCUGCCGAAGAGCGCCUCACGCAGGAGUCGCUCGAGGCGCUCCAGGCUGCCAUGGCUGCAAGCCCGGGACCUUCCAGGCAGAUGUCCAGAAGCGAGCUCAUCCGAGCACUUCGCGCAACGCAGGAAGAGCUUGCCAUACAAAGAGCUCGGAACCAGAAGUUGGAGCAGCGCCGGAUACGAGAUAGCCAGCGGUGCGAGAUGCUCGCGGAUGCAGCGGAGCGGCAGAGAAUGGAGAUUACGGCCAUGCGGCUUGGCAAGCAGCGGAAGCUUGCGACCCAUCCGCAGAUGGUCCACAAGCCCAAGAUGCUGCACAACUUGGCGCAUACUAUGCCGGUCAGUCGCGAGGUCAAGCCGUGGGUUGGAGGUGAGGCGUCCGGCAUUUCGAGAUCGAACUCGGAGUUCGCACGCCUUCCUCGGAUGAAGGGUCGAGACAUCCCCCUGUAG
This is a messenger RNA of Symbiodinium natans, 858 nucleotides long. Lineage: Eukaryota; Dinophyceae; Suessiales; Symbiodiniaceae. The record is from the annotation of a GenBank genome assembly.